Myripristis murdjan (pinecone soldierfish) is the source of this 2850-nucleotide messenger RNA. RefSeq names its product neuroplastin b (gene nptnb). Gene Ontology annotation, biological process: dendrite self-avoidance; homophilic cell-cell adhesion; axon guidance. Gene Ontology annotation, molecular function: cell-cell adhesion mediator activity. Gene Ontology annotation, cellular component: plasma membrane; axon. NCBI's taxonomy places the organism in Eukaryota, Metazoa, Chordata, Actinopteri, Holocentriformes, Holocentridae. Bases 571 to 1755 code for a protein of 394 amino acids. The record is from RefSeq and is a predicted model, not a curated record. The transcript is spliced from 9 exons.
AGAGUUGAGCCAUGAGCGCAUAGGGAACGCGCACCUUGACAUUGCUGCCAUUGUUAUCCUAACAGCAUCUGUUCUUCAAUUUUGUAUUAAAAUAGGCCGGUGCUGAUAAUAGACUUAUGUUCGCAUCAUUUCCCAUCCGGAAUAAUUUGUGCACUUUCACCGUAAUCACCCAGCCAUGGCUGUUUGAGCGCAAAUGCGCACCGGUCUGCGCAUCUUUGAAUCUUCAGAACUACACUGUGGACAAUCUCCCUGACAUCGAAAGACCUCUUUCCGCAAUCCGACCAUAAUACUUCCGUGAAUCCGACGAAGGAAGCUUCUUCACCGCCUAUGGCUGCACAUCGGCAUCCCUGAGCCGCUGGCCUUGUCCUGGACCAUUAAUACACCACUGUCUGCCUAAGGUCUUUCAAUCCCGGAUGCAUAUCUCUGUCCAUUUUUUAAUCAUCCUCGGCUGACUUAUUUUAAAGGAAAUCAGUGCUAUGCUCGGCCCAUCUCUCUCUAGAUCCUGUGAUCAAUAGACGAUCUCUCCUCCCACAUUCGUCCGACCAAGACCCUGGUACUCGAGCCCCGACAAUGCAUCCCGACGCAGCGAUGCUGGCCGUGGUCCUUUUUGGAAACUUGAUGCUGCCUUUCAUCUCGGCACAGAACGCUGGGUUUGUGAAGUCGCCAAUGUCUGAGACUAAGCUCACGGGGGACACCUUUGAGCUGAACUGCGACGUGGUUGGUAACCCCACUCCGGAGAUCCAGUGGUGGUAUGCUGAGAUCAACCGAGCCGACUCCUUCAAGCAGCUGUGGGACGGAGCCCGCAGGCGCCGGGUAUCCAUCAACACAGCCUACGGUGCCAACGGGGUCAGCGUGCUAGGCAUCACGCGCCUCACACUGGAGGACUCGGGGACCUAUGAGUGCCGGGCCAGCAACGACCCAAGGCGCAAUGACCUCCGACAAAAUCCUGCCAUCACCUGGAUCCGCGCCCAGGCCACCAUUUCGGUGCUACAGAAGCCAAAUAUCAAUGCCUCUGAUCAGAUCAUCCUGUCAGCGGACAGCCCUGGACUGCCUGUCACCCUGCAAUGUAACCUGACCAACGCCCAUAACGCCCACCGUGAAAGCUUCUGGAUGAAGAAUGGACAGGAGAUCCCCAAUACACGGACAGAGGAUAAAAACAUGACAUACAGAAUCAAUAAGCCAAGGGCGGAUGAUGCUGGGGAAUAUAUGUGUGUUUAUACUUCUGCAAUGACACCAAAUGCAAAUGCUACUAUUGAAGUAAAAGCUCCACCUCAUAUCACUGGCCACAAACGAAGUGAAAAUAAAAAAGAAGGGGAAAAUGCAACGCUGUACUGCAAGUCUGUUGGUUACCCACACCCCACUUGGACAUGGCACAGACUGGAUGGAACAUCUUUAUCGGACAUUGACAACUCCUCUGGACGCUACUUCAUCACCAACAGAGACAACUACACAGAACUGAAUAUCAUAAACUUGGAUAUAAGCACAGAUCCUGGCCAAUACCAGUGCAAUGCCACUAACGUGAUUGGCAACAACACUGAGAUCACUAUUCUACGAGUGCGCAGCCACCUCGCACCGCUUUGGCCUUUCCUGGGUGUGCUAGCUGAAAUCAUAAUCCUAGUAGUCAUCAUCGUUGUGUACGAGAAACGCAAGAAGCCAGACGAAAUCAUGGACGAUGACGAACCAGUUGGACCAGUGAAAACAAAUUCAACGAACAACCACAAAGACAAAAACAUUCGCCAGAGGAAUACAAAAUAAGCUAUUUACUCAUUGAAAUGAGAUGGCUAGACUGCAUAUUUUGACCACAUGAAGGUAUCCGACGUGGAGAGAGCUCCGGGCAGUUUUUACAAAAAGCAUAUCUUGUCUCAUUUUAUGAGAAACAAUAUCAGCGUAACACUGGCAACAAAAAGAACAUAAUGGCUGUCUUAAGCAUGCCUUAUUCAGUCUUACAUGAAGAUUUCAGGAUGAUGAUGAAGACUAAAACCACCACAGAGAUGUACACAUUUUUAAUGUGCUGUUGAUGUCUCCUUUAUUCAUUUUAUCAUGUCCUCAAAUGAGGUGAUCCUUUUUGUAUUACAUAUCAUGUAAAAUGCAUGCAAAAUAAUUACGCAAUAGGAUACUCAGAAUAGACAUUUUCUGUUGUUAUCCCUCAUGUAAGUGUGGCUUUUUUUGUCCAAAAAGACCUAUGUUUUUUAUGGAGUCAUCCUAAAUGAAAAAAAUAUUGUUUUAUUCUUGAGGAUUUGUACAGCAUAUCAUAGUCAUUUAACUCUGUUUGAUUUUGUGACAAGGAGUCUACUUUUAACAGAACUUUUAUUGUGAAGCAAGGGCUUCAAUGACUGGCAGUAUUUCAUUGAGAGUGAUUACAGAAAAUGACAACUGUGUGUUAAACUAGCUAAAUGAAAAUGACAAAUAAGUGUAUUCUUUUAUUUUCUUUCCAGAGUAACUUAGGUGUCUUGUAUAUGUUGCGAUAUGAGUGUUCAAAUGAUAGCAAAUCUGUAAAAAAAAAUUAUGAUGAUAAUUUUUAUAUUUCCCAAUUUAUUUGAUUGAUUUUUAUUUUUUCUCUCUUUAAUUUUACAGCAUGGCUAUUAUCCUAUGCAAUAUGUAUUUCUAAAUAGAUAUAUGGAGGGCAGUUUGUUUUACUCAGUGAAGCUUUAAUAUUGUGGGAUCACUUGGAAGCUGGCAUAGCAAAAUACACUGCUGUAGCUGCAUGACUCCUCUAUCAAUACAGUGUAUCCAUGUGUGUUGCAGUGCAAAUGGACCUGCAUUAGGGUGGGAAGAGAGGGACCAGAGUAUAUAGCCACGAUCAAACAUAUGAGACCAAUAAUUUUUCUGAAUAAAAAGCUCAAAAAACAA